AUGGCCUCUGACGAUCAGCAAUCCAGCAUGCUGGAAGCUCUACAGGAGAUUCAGCGCACGCAGGCUCUUCUAGUGAACGCGGUCGAAUCGCUUUCUGGUAGAUCGAUCGAAGAAUCAGGUGGAGAUGCUGGCAAGAACACCAUCCUUGAGCCAGGUUCUCGUGAAGAUGACAAUGAGGGUGGAACGCCUUCAGUAGAAGUUCCUGCUGCCUCUGGAGACAAAUUGAAAGCUCCUGCGCUUCCCUCACCCGACCAGCGCCAGCAGCAAGGAUUCACAUCGCGUAUUAUUCUGACGACUUACCCCAAGCAGAUUGGAAUUAAUCCUUUGCCCAUGGAAUGGGGGAAUCAAGACCCUGUUAAGCGUGGCCCUAUCGUAGUUUCAAGGGCUGCUUCUACUAUUCGACGUCGUAAUGGUUCGUCUCCGUUGGAGCCCAGUGAGUUAUCAAUCACCGUUCAAUUCGAGAGAAACUACGCUAAACAAGUGGUUAGUGGUGGUUCGUACUCGAUCUACUAUGCCCUCGCCGUCGCCAGUAACGAAUUGAACGCCGACCACCGUCCCGACUUCACCAACACCGAGCCGGCCGCGAACAUUGGCCCUUUCCCUCAAUGGGGAGACCCCAAGAAGAUUGUUGCCAUGGACCCCUGGGGACAUCUCGCUCCUUGGCUGUUCAAGGACACCAUCGAGAAGGACAACGUCGAUAUUCGACCGACCAUUGCCAUCACCAAGGCUCAUAUGAAGCUUCCUGAACUUGCCGAGAGUGUCAAGGCUGGCAGACUGGUACCCGAUGGCAAGGUUUGCCUGAAUGAUCAGGGUGAACUGGCAGUGACCAAGUUUGCCGUUGAACCAGUCUGGUACCUCCCCGGUGUGGCAGAGCGAUUCGGAAUUGACGAGGCCACCCUACGACGUUCCCUGUUUGAGCACACAGGAGGAAGCUACCCGGAGCUUAUCACCCGCGGAGACAUCAAAGUAUUCCUUCCUCCAAUUGGCGGUCUCACCGUGUACUGCUUCGGAGAUCCAGCCAAGAUGUCGGAUGAGUCGGUUCGACUGUCUCUGCGAAUCCACGACGAGUGCAACGGUAGCGACGUGUUCGGAUCUGAUAUCUGUACUUGCCGUCCUUACUUGAUCUUUGGUAUCGAGGAAGCUGUCAAAGAGGCUCAGAAUGGUGGCAGUGGUGUUGUCAUCUACUUCAGAAAGGAAGGCCUGGUCUACAACGCCCGUAAACGCGGAGCCGAUCGCGCAUCAGACUAUUUCAAGAGGACCGAGAACAUUGCAGGUGUCAAGGACAUGCGAUUCCAGGCUCUCAUGCCGGAUAUCCUGCACUGGCUGGGCAUCAAGAAGAUUGACAGGAUGCUUAGCAUGAGCAACAUGAAGCAUGAUGCGAUUGUCGGACAAGGAAUCCCUAUCCAUGAGAGGGUUGAGCUUCCAGAAGAACUGAUACCCGCUGACUCGCGAGUCGAAAUUGACGCCAAGAUUACAGCUGGCUAUUUUACCACUGGCAAACGUAUGACUACCGAAGAGCUCCAGGCGGUCCAGGGAAGAAUAUGGGAAGACUUCGAUCAUUAA
Messenger RNA from Fusarium fujikuroi IMI 58289, 1563 nucleotides. RefSeq names its product related to bifunctional GTP cyclohydrolase II/3, 4-dihydroxy-2butanone-4-phosphate synthase. The record is from RefSeq and is a predicted model, not a curated record. Bases 1 to 1563 code for a protein of 520 amino acids. The transcript has 17 exons. Lineage: Eukaryota; Fungi; Ascomycota; Sordariomycetes; Hypocreales; Nectriaceae. Gene Ontology annotation, molecular function: GTP cyclohydrolase II activity. Gene Ontology annotation, biological process: riboflavin biosynthetic process.